Messenger RNA from Aureobasidium musti, 1740 nucleotides. The record is from the annotation of a GenBank genome assembly. Lineage: Eukaryota; Fungi; Ascomycota; Dothideomycetes; Dothideales; Saccotheciaceae.
GUAGCCAUGCAAGAAGUGUGUGAUUUGGUCGUUGUUGGAGCAGGAUGGUAUGGUCUUGCUGUCGCUGCGACAUACUUGCAAGUACACCCUGCAGCCAACAUUCUCGUUCUUGAAGCACAAUCAACGGUCGGAGGGGUAUGGAGUCAAGAGCGCCAGUACCCAGAUCUGAAGUCGAACAAUAUGCUCGGUACAUACGAGUACCCGGACUUUCCCAUGGACACUGAGACCUACGGCGUUAAGGCUGGCAAACAUAUUCCUGGACAUAUCAUUCAUCGAUAUCUAAGUGACUAUGCCAAGAAAACCGGAGUCUACUCUCGCAUCAGAUUCAACACCAAAGUACNNUUGGAAGCAUCAGCAGGGACUAGCAGCGAAGGUUGGACUCUCAAGACUGAUAACUACGGUCUACUCGUUUUGCAGACGAGGAAAUUGGUCAUAGCCACUGGUCUGACUUCGACUCCAUUCGUACCAACGUUCACCGGAGAGGACAUUUUUAAGAAAUCAGGUCUUCUUAUCCACUCUCGCGACUUCCCUCAACACACAGAUCGCCUCUUCAACAAGACCUCUGCAGUCACAGUCCUCGGCGGCUCAAAAUCAGCUUGGGAUGUCGCGUAUGCCUGCGCAUUCCGCAACGUUCCUGUUAAUCUCGUCAUUCGCUCGUCAGGCCAGGGACCAACUUGGAUGGCACCUCCCUAUGUGACACCUGUGAAAGCCUGGUUGGAGAAACUAGUCCACCGUCGCUUUUUGACCUGGCUAUCUCCGUGUGUCUGGGGCGACGAAGACGGUUUCGGUUCUGUAAGAAACUUUCUGCAUGGCUCCUGGCUAGGCAGAAAACUGGUAGACGCGUUUUGGUGGGUGCUUUCAACUGAUGCAAAUGCUUUGAUGGGAUACGACAAGCAUCCUGGGACUGCGAAACUUAAACCUAGACAUUCAGCCUUCUGGACGGGAAGUGGCUUAGGUAUCCUCAACUUCGAUGGCGAUUUCCUAGGCCUGGUACGAGAGGGAAAGGUCAGAGUACACAUUGCUGAUGUUGUGGCCUUGCGAGAGAAAACUGUAUCUCUCAGUGAUGGCACGACCUUGGAAACUGAUGCGCUUGUCUGCGCGACAGGUUGGAAAGCACGACCACCGAUGACUUUUCUGCCUGAAGGAUUGGAUGCGACUCUCGGCCUGCCUACCAGUUCGGCAGCAACACCUUCUACAUCGACCGAUUUUGCUUUGGCAGACGAANAAAUUCUGUCUCGCUUUCCGCGGCUGGAAAAUCAACCUCCGACACCCAUUCCCGGCGGUGACACGACUGCCGAUGCAACUUCGCUGCCUUUCACCCUCUACCGUUUCAUGGCACCAUGUUCUACAGGUCCCGUCCCCUCCAUUGCCUUCGCAGGCAUGGUAACUACUAUAUCGACUUCUCUCUGCGCAUCUCUGCAAGCCCUUUGGAUUACGGCCUAUCUCUCUAACUCCUUGGUCCGCGUUCCUUCCUCGCCCGUGUCCAGGGUUGAAUCGGCAGUCUUGCAUUCAAGGUUUGGUAGAUGGAGAUAUCCUUGUGGGUACGGAGGCAGAUUCCCCGACUUCGUGUUUGAUGCUGUGCCGUAUUUGGAUAUGCUGUGCAAGGAUCUGGGUUUGCAGAACAGGAGGAAAGGCAAUCUGUGGAAAGAGGUGUUCGAGGCAUAUGGACCUGAGGAUUAUGCAGGCAUUGUCGAGGAGUGGAUCGAGCAAGAAAGUGUCCGGACAACAGAGCGGGAAUAG